Messenger RNA from Paramecium tetraurelia, 1257 nucleotides. RefSeq lists its product as uncharacterized. The record is from RefSeq and is a predicted model, not a curated record. The transcript is spliced from 5 exons. NCBI's taxonomy places the organism in Eukaryota, Ciliophora, Oligohymenophorea, Peniculida, Parameciidae.
AUGGUAUCAGCUUUUUCAAUAGGUUAAGCAAAGAGAUCUGAUCCAGCCAUCAGAUCUUCAGCACCUAGUCCAAAUGCCUAUUUACCAAAAUUACUUCACAAUUAAAAGGCCCCUAAUGGACCAGUCCAAAGAGUAGGGAGAUCAACCUCUUAUGGACCAGGACCAGGCCAAUACUAAUAUCAAUAAAAUGUCAUAGAAGGCCCUAAAUAUUCUAUAGUUGGCAAACAUGAAACCAAAUAGUUUUCCCUAUCUCCAUGCCCUGGAAAUUACAAUGAUGAGAGUUUUACCACGAUAUAUAGAAGACCACCCAUAUACACACUUGGAAUGAAGCAUUAUACAUCAGCAAAAGAGUUUCCACCAAGACCUGGUUAAUAUGAUCUCAAUAGCUCAUUUGUGUCCAACAACUCAAUUAAGUUCCUACUUAACAAAGAUUAAUAUCCUUAGAAGGAGGAAUGUCUCCUGGUCCUGGAUUACAAUAUUGAUAAGGCAGUAAAGUCGACAAUGGAGAAAACUUAACCUUCAUGGGUGAUUGGUGCAUCUCAAAGAUAAUAGGAAUUAAAGAAAUCUCAAGUUUCUCCAGGUCCAGGAGCUCAUCAAAUGAGUAAAAUGCUUAACCUGUCAAAGAAUUUCACCAUCAAACAAAAAUUGUAAUCGAAAGAUCCAAAUGUAUCUGCUAAAGGACCUGGUGCAUACGAUUUGGAUGUUUCUAUAUUUAAAUCCCACUAUCCUACUUUUAAAAUUGGAACUGAAGAAAGAAGCACAAAGAAUUCGCUUGAUAAGUUUUUUCCUAGUCCUGGAUAAUAUUAUAGAGAGAGAGUAGAUAGUUUGAGUUCUUUACAAAAGUCAGCUCCAUCAUUUAAAAUUCCGCAAGCUUUAAGGAAAGAUCUCAAUGACUCGAUUACGAUUACUACAGGUCCAGGCUAACAUUUAAAUGAUUACAAUGAAGGGUUUUAAAUAUAAUCCAAAUAACUCUGUUCAUUUCCUGGUACUGGCUAAUAUAAUCCUAACGAUUCAAUAUGCAAACCAAAGGAUGGAUCGGUUAAGAUAGUUCCUGAAUAGAGAUCAAAAGCAAUGUUAACUCAAUAUGUUCCAGGACCAGGCUAAUACUCAAUAAAAUCUACUCUUGAAGGACUUGCUUGGGGAUUCAAGAAAGAAAUUAGAUCUAAACUCAUCAGAAAAGAUUUUAAUCCAGGACUAGGAUCUUAUAAUAUUCCUCCGAAUAUUAAUGAAGUUCCUCGAUAUUUAUUACAGAAAUGA